CUCCGAAACAAUCAGAAAUACUGGAUGGUAUUAUGGGCAUAGGUUUGGAACAAAGCUAUAAGCCUACUUUUCUUAACGGAUUAACUCAUAUAUACAUAUAUUAAAUAUGUAUUGGCCUACGACCAUCAGAAGGAUCUAAAAUAAAGCUAUAUUAUUUACUUUCUAUAAUCAGAGGCAAAAUUGCUGACUUGUUCUUUUUCACAUUAAAAUAGUUAUUGCUGAACUGUGCCGAGAUUUUUGUUUUAUUUUUAUUUCUUAUGAUCUACUUUUUGGAAUUUAAUUUCUGGUUACUAGUGCCCUAGAGAAAUAUUACAAUAAAUAUGUGGACUUUUCUUGGAAUUGCAAGUUUCACUUAUAUUUAUAAGAAAUGCGACGCAUUUUUGGAGUACGCUCACAAAGAGAUAAUCCUUGCGGCUGUAGUGUUCUUGGCUGCGGGGAUGCUGCUAUCAUAUGCCAGAUAUUUCCACAGACAAACAUUCAAGGUACCACAAGUUCUAAAAUUACCGUUGGAAUUUCUGUCAUCCUUACCGAUCGUCAAUAGGUUUAUACCAAAACCACCGGCUGUCAGCCACAGGUGUGGAGAGAGUGCUUCAAAGCCCUCCCAGGCACGUAGUAGGAGGAAACAGGUAGGUUUCUCAAGUAUGGAGAGUUCCCAAGCAGCAGACGAUUCCCCUUUGACCCAGGAGCCGGAUGUCAUCAUCGUAGGGGCCGGUGUCCUGGGGUCAGCAAUGGCUGCAGUGCUUGGCCGGGAUGGCCGGAGGGUCGUCGUGAUAGAGAGGGACUUGAAGGAACCUGACAGGAUCGUGGGAGAGCUGCUGCAGCCUGGUGGAUACAGGGCCCUCAGAGAGCUGGGACUGGAGGGUUCUGUGGAGGGUCUGGAUGCUCACCUGGUGAACGGUUACGUGAUCCAUGACAUAGAUAGCUGCACGGAGGUUGAGAUCCCCUACCCGCAGGAAAAGGACAGCAUACAGUGCGGUAGGGCCUUCCAUCAUGGACGCUUCAUCAUGGGCCUGCGUAAAGCCGCGCUCGCUGAGCCCAACGUUGCGUUCAUUGAAGGCACUGUGACGAGCCUGGAGGAAGAGGAUGGCUGUGUCAUAGGAGUCCAGUACAGGGACAAGGAGACAGCAGGCACUAAGGAGGUCUAUGCAGCAGUGACUGUAGUAGCUGACGGCUGUUUCUCCAAGUUCAGGAAGAGUCUGGUGGCUGGCAAAGCCCAAACCUCCUCUCACUUUGUUGGAUGCAUCAUGAAGAAUUCUCCCCAGUACAAGCCCCACCAUGCUGAGCUGGUCCUGGCCAAUCCCAGCCCCGUCCUUGUUUACCAGAUCUCCUCUUCAGAGACCAGGGUGCUGGUGGACAUCAGGGGAGAGAUGCCCAGGAACUUAACUGAGUAUAUGGCUGAAAAAAUACACCCACAACUGCCAGAACACUUAAAGGAGCCAUUCAUGGUAGCUCUGCAGAAUGACCGUUUGAGGUCUAUGCCAGCAAGCUUCCUGCCUCCAUCGCCAGUCAACAAGCCAGGUGUGCUCCUAUUGGGCGAUGCCUAUAACAUGAGGCACCCGCUAACCGGAGGAGGGAUGAGUGUCGCCCUCAAUGACGUCCGGAUCUGGAGAAGCCUGAUGAAGAACAUCCCUGACCUGUACAAUAACACAGCCAUGCUCCAGGCAAAGAAAAAAUUCCACUGGGAACGCAAGUCAUCACAUUCCUUUGUGGUGAAUGUGUUGGCUCAAGCCCUGUACGAGCUGUUUUCGGCAACAGACAAUUCUCUCCACCAGCUGAGAAAAGCUUGCUUCCAUUACUUCAAGCUGGGUGGGGAGUGCAUCAACGGACCCAUUGGUCUUCUGUCAGUGUUGACACCCCAUCCGAUGACUCUGAUUGGACACUUCUUUGCCGUGGCCUUAUAUGCCAUCUACUUCAGCUUCAAGUCUGAGUCGUGGUUCACCAAGCCCAGAGCCUUAUUCACCAGUGGGGCCGUCCUUUACCGCGCCUGCACUGUCAUGUUCCCCCUAAUCUACUCUGAGUUCCAGUACCUGGUGUACUGAGAAUCUCCUGUACCCGGUGGUAUGUCACCAGUCUUAAACAGGGUCGUAUUCAUGAAUACACCUGGUGGCAUGUCACCAGUCUUUGACAACAGUGUCGUAUUCAUGAAUACACCCAGUGGCAUGUCACCAGUCUUAAACAGGGUCGUAUUCAUGAAUACACCCAGUGGCAUGUCACCAGUCUUAAACAGGGUCGUAUUCAUGAAUACACCCAGUGGCAUGUCACCAGUCUUAAACAGGGUCGUAUUCAUGAAUACACCCAGUGGCAUGUCACCAGUCUUAAACAGGGUCGUAUUCAUGAAUACACCCAGUGGCAUGUCACCAGUCUUAAACAGGGUCGUAUUCAUGAAUACACCCAGUGGCAUAUCACCAGUCUUAAACAGGGUCGUAUUCAUGAAUACACCCAGUGGCAUGUCACCAGUCUUAAACAGGGUCGUAUUCAUGAAUACACCCAGUGGCAUGUCACCAGUCUUUGACAACAGGGUCGUAUUUAUGAAUACACAAACCUUUCAAAAUGGAACACAAAAAAAUUAUAAUUGGAAAGUCAGGUUGCCUGCUCCCAUUUUAUUCAGUUUUCCUCAGUUUUAGUUUUUAGUAUUUGGGACCCUGGUGUACUGAGCCAUGUCAUAUCUGAAACCCUGCCAUAGUGACAUGUCAUACAAACAGCACUUAGGCACACUGUAUGGUUUAGAUGAAAACACCCAACUCCUCAGGGGGUUGUUGAUGGAGGACAAUGUUAAUAUUAGGCACAGGAGACCCCAGAGGCAAAACGUCUGUAGCCUCUUUAAUAACACACCAUCCUAUAAUCACUAUGACACAGAUCUCUCUUCAGGUUUGUUAAGCGUCCAUUAUUCAGUGCUAAUGCCUUUGACAUUGGUCAUGCCUUUAUCUAAAGUUCUGCUCAAUAAUAAGACUUCAUCUUCAGAGGAUGAGAAUUAUAUUGACAGAUAUAAUUGAAUAAAGCCUUGGAUAGCUAUAACGCCUCAACAUAUUCAGCAUUUACAUAACAAACAUGUAAUAUUCCAUUGUAACAUAGUGCAUGAAACAGGGUUGCCAUUAAAAUACUGUAGUUUUAGCAACUCCUCAUUUUAAAUUUGACUAAAUGAACAAGCCGAGAAGGGCCACAAUGCUCUUUCAAACCAUGUUGCUGCUAAUUUGCUGUGGAGUAAAUUCUAUGUUCAACAUGACAAAUAAUGUCUGUGCCAUAAAAGGAAAACAUGCUUGUGAAAUAAUAUGAUCACUCUUCUCUCAAUGGCAAUUUCUUCCUUCACCAGGAAACACUUCAGCUAUAAGUUUCUAGACCUAGUGAAAAAUGGCCACGUCUCUCCUUAUUCCUAACUGUGCCCUAAUUCUGUCCUUAAUAUUCUCCUCAAAGUAUGUUUGUAUGCAUUAUCAGUCUUUUUACUUGUAAUGUAUUGAACUGUUAGAUAGGAUCAAUUCAGAUAUUUGUCUGUCCUUUACUUUUUCCUGCCUUAAAUGUUUUUCUUUACAUUUUGAAAAGGGAUUUUGUUUCUUAAGAAACCUGCAGUUUUACUUCUUUAAAAGUGAUUAAUAUAACUGAUCAUUUGCUGGAAUGAAAGUGUGAUAAAAUGCCCCUUUGCCCUUUUGAGGACUGCAGUGCCUAGAGACCUCAAGUUAGAGUGACACACACGUCCUCCCUCCUGAGUGCCUGGACAAA
Molecule: messenger RNA, 3714 nt
Organism: Esox lucius (northern pike)
Lineage: Eukaryota; Metazoa; Chordata; Actinopteri; Esociformes; Esocidae
Gene: sqlea
Product: squalene epoxidase a
Exons: 11
Coding region: 321-2039 (572 amino acids)
Biological process (GO): cholesterol metabolic process; sterol biosynthetic process
Cellular component (GO): endoplasmic reticulum; membrane
Molecular function (GO): flavin adenine dinucleotide binding; squalene monooxygenase activity
Source: RefSeq, a predicted model, not a curated record